AGGGCGCUACCAUCAUCCUCUCCCGCUUCCUCGCCCUCGUCGUCAGCAAGUACUAGCAGGUGCUAUUUGACCGCGUUUAAGAUCAGUUCGUGUGUACUCAUUCGUCGCAUUGAACAGUCUGUUUUCACUUUCUGACUGGCAUCUGGUGAUCUGCAAGCCACGACGUCAUUUACGCUGUAUUGCGACAAAAAUGCAGUACCAUUUGCCACUAUUUUUAAUAGCUUUAAUAUUACAAACAUCGGUCGCACCACCUGUGUCGCAACAAAAGAAGGAUGGGGAUAAGGAUAAAGAGAACGAGGUCGAUGACAUGGAAAAUAUAGGAAACGAAUAUCAGGUAGAAUAUAACAGAUAUUUAAGGGAAGUAGUGCAAGCUUUGGAAACUGACACGAAUUUCCGCGCAAAAUUAGAAAAGGCUAAUGAAGAUGAUAUACGUACGGGAAAAAUAGCACACGAACUACAGUUCGUGGAUCACAAAGUCAGGACAAAGUUGGACGAAUUAAAACGAGAGGAAUUGGAAAGACUGAGACAUCUUGCUACCAAAGAGCAUAAUCUAAUAAAUGGUCUAGAUCUGAAUCAUUUGAAUAUAGCAGAUCAUUUGGAUCAUUCCAACACACAUACGUUUGAGAUAGAUGAUUUAAAAAAAUUGAUUGCCAAGACUACGAAAGACUUGGCGGACGCUGAUAAACGAAGACGCCAAGAGUUUAAAGAAUAUGAGAUGGAAAAGAAAUUUGACGAGGAACAAAAGAUGAAGGGUAAUACUGGUAUGAAAGAAGAAGAGAGAAAGAAAUAUGAAGAGGAACUAGAAGCGAUGAAAAAGAAACAUAGAGAUCACAAACCAUUACAUCAUCCUGGUAGCAAGCAACAACUGGAGGAGGUAUGGGAGAAACAAGAUCAUAUGGAAGACCAAGAAUUUAAUCCUAAAACGUUCUUUUAUCUUCAUGAUGUAGAUGGUAAUGGUUUCUGGGACCAAGAUGAGGUGAAAACUCUAUUUCUGAAAGAAUUAGAUAAACUUUACUCUGAAGGUGCUCCAGAAGAUGAUAUCUUUGAAAGACGUGAAGAAAUGGAAAGAAUGAGAGAACACGUGUUUAACGAAGCUGAUCUUAAUCACGAUGGUCUAAUAAGUUAUCAAGAGUUUUUGGAACAGACAAAGAAGCCCAAUUUCCAACAGGACGAAGGAUGGCAAGGAUUGGAUGAACAACAGAUGUACUCUAAGGAAGAAUAUGAAGUUUUCCAGAAACGUAGACAAGAAGAGAUACAAAACAUGAUUGCCAAAGGAAUGUUACCACCACCCCCUGAUUCUGCACAUCUACCUGUUCAUGAACAGUUUCCACCACAAUACCAACAGCAGCUUCAAUCCCAGCAGUAUCAUCCGCAACAAAUACAAUCUUCACAGCAAUAUUCAGGACAGAUAUCACCACAACAACCGAUAGGCCAUGUGCCACAGCAAUAUCAGGGACAAAUGCCACAGCAACAAUUCUAUCAGCCUCCGCCACAGCAACCUUAUCCUGGUCAGAUUCCACAGCAGCAUCAAUAUCAAGCACAGCAGCCACAGUAUCAAAUGCCAGCAGUACCGCAGCAGCAACAGUUCCAAGCUCAACCACAAUAUCAGGGCCAGCCACAACAAGCUCAGCAACAAUUCCAGAGCCAGCCUCAACAAGUUCAACAACAAUCUCAAGGCCAACCUCAUCAGAAUCAGCAGCAAAAGCAACAGCAGAUGCAAAAUCAAGUGCCACAGAAUACUCAGAAUACUGAGAAUAAUGCCCCAUCGAACAAUCAAGGAGUUGCACAACCCAGCCACAAUCUUCCAGAAAAUCCAAAAUCCAUUGAACAGCAAAUUAGUCAGAACAUUGUACCAAAAGUGCAGAAGGUGUAGAUAACGCAGAACGCCGACCAUAUAAAUGUAUGGUAAAAGUGUUCUUACUUUAUUUCAUUGUAAAUCGAUAAAAAUAUAGGACAAUUCGAUUGUUUCCGAUUCAAAGGGGUUAUAUAAAUUUUUUUUUUAAUUUGUAAUUUUAGAAAAUGCAAUUUUUUUUAAUUUUAGAAGGUACAAAUAUAGGUAUAC
Camponotus floridanus (Florida carpenter ant) is the source of this 2062-nucleotide messenger RNA. It is a transcript of the gene NUCB1, whose product is annotated as nucleobindin-2. The transcript has 11 exons. Bases 191 to 1873 code for a protein of 560 amino acids. Gene Ontology annotation, cellular component: endoplasmic reticulum-Golgi intermediate compartment; extracellular exosome. NCBI's taxonomy places the organism in Eukaryota, Metazoa, Arthropoda, Insecta, Hymenoptera, Formicidae. Gene Ontology annotation, molecular function: calcium ion binding. The record is from RefSeq and is a predicted model, not a curated record.